AUGGAUAUUCCGAAUUUUAUAAGGGAAGAUAUAGCUCGUCUAAAAUGGGAAGAAAGUGUUCUAACGCGCCAGCAGCGAAUUUUAAAGUACAAACUCGACAAAAGCCCUAGCGAAACUGUAAAAGCAGAGUAUGAAAAAAUGUUAAUCAAUCUUAAUAACCAAACAAAUGAAGUUCAGUUAGACAUAGAUGAAGCUUUACAGUUCAGAAGAAUACGGCAGGAAUCUCACAGUGAUUUAGAAUCCUCUAGUGACGGCUCCAGCUCUGACGGCAGCGCUUUUGGGAUCUUUUAUUACGACGUUCGGCCUCGACAUAUAUAA
Molecule: messenger RNA, 318 nt
Organism: Blepharisma stoltei
Lineage: Eukaryota; Ciliophora; Heterotrichea; Heterotrichida; Blepharismidae
Source: the annotation of a GenBank genome assembly